Messenger RNA from Parastagonospora nodorum SN15, 639 nucleotides. RefSeq lists its product as hypothetical. NCBI's taxonomy places the organism in Eukaryota, Fungi, Ascomycota, Dothideomycetes, Pleosporales, Phaeosphaeriaceae. The record is from RefSeq and is a predicted model, not a curated record. The transcript has 2 exons. Bases 1 to 639 code for a protein of 212 amino acids. Gene Ontology annotation, molecular function: acid phosphatase activity.
AUGCCUCGCCGCAGCGGUACCUCAUCGCUGUCGACCGAUGGCACGACAGGUACCGCAACCACGACCAAAUUACCAGACAAGGUGCAAUGGCCGUCCACAUUUACAGAUGGUCUACCGUUACCCAAGAUCAUGGUUUUUGACCUCGAUUACACGCUCUGGCCAUUCUGGGUAGACACACACGUUACAGGGCCAGUCAAGGCGGUAGAAGGAGGCUUGAAGGUCAAAGACAGAUAUGGCGAGGGCUACGGCUUUUACGCUGAUGUUGGAGGAAUUCUGGAAGCACUCAAAUCCAAAUCCAUCCUCAUCGCUGCCGCAUCACGAACAUCCGCCCCAGAUCUUGGUCGCGAACUGCUCAAACUCCUCAAGAUACCGAACUCCAUUGGCUCAUCAGGCCGCGCAAUAGAUUACUUUGACCACUUGCAGAUAUAUCCUGGGAGUAAAACGACGCACUUCACGCGCAUACAUAGGGACAGUGGCAUCGAGUACGACGAGAUGUUGUUCUUCGAUGAUGAGAGUCGGAAUAAGAAUGUGGAGACUCUUGGUGUCACGAUGUGGUUGGUCAAAGAUGGAGUUACGAGGAAGGAGAUUGACGAUGGUGUGAGGAGUUGGAGGACAAGGACGGGACGGACGAAAGCGUAG